AUGAAAAUUAAUGAUGAUCUAUAAAAGGAACUAAGUUUGCAAAAUUUGCAAUCUUUAUUACAAAAAUAAAAGGAUUCUAUUUCAACUAAAAAUUAAAAAGCUUCCUUUCUUAAAUGCAUAGUCCUUAUACUAGGUACAUUUUUAAUGUUUGGAAAUAAUUACUCCUUUGAUAAUCCUUAGGCUUUAUAGACUUAAUUGAUUCAACAAUUAGACAUUACCAUCUCUUAAUUUAAUUUACUAUAUUCAGCUUUUGCAUUUCCAAAUAUCUUCUUAACCUUAAUUGGGGGAGUGAUCACUAACAUUUUAGGUAAGAUUUACAUAAUAUUUUAAGGAGUUAGAGUGGCAAUAAUAGGAUUUAGUUUAGCUAUUGUGAUUGCGUAACUCAUUAUAUCAUUUGGUGGUUUAUAUUAAAAUUUUUGGUUAAUGUUACUUGGUAGGAUUAUUUUUGGAACUGCUUCAGAAAAUCUAUUAAUUGCUUAAACAACCAUUAUAGGAAAAUGGUUUAGAGGAAAAGAACUAUCUACUGCAAUUGGAUAUGUAAUGGCAAUACCUGAAUUUGCAUGUGGAAUGAAUUCUUUUAUUACUCCUAUUAUAUAUAAUGCAUUUGGUCUUUUGGCCUAUCCACUAUUCUUCAGUGCUUUUCUAUGUUUUCUAUCCUUCAUAUGUGGAGUUAUCUUAUGUAUUCUAGAUAAGAAGAAUGAUUAAUAAUAAAUGGGUAAUAAUUGAAAAAACAAUAUAUAUAGAAUUAAAUUAAGAAAUUCAUACAAUUGAUAAGGUAUCCUUUAGUGAUAUUAAAAAUUUUACUUUCACUUUUUGGACACUUAUUAUUGUAUGUGCUUUAUAAAUCGGAUCUUACACACCCUUUUUGGAUAAUGCAAAUGAUUUUUUGUAGUAAAAAUUUGAUUUUACUUAUCUAUAAUCUGGAAGAUUGCUGA
Molecule: messenger RNA, 935 nt
Organism: Paramecium primaurelia
Lineage: Eukaryota; Ciliophora; Oligohymenophorea; Peniculida; Parameciidae
Source: the annotation of a GenBank genome assembly